Molecule: messenger RNA, 5290 nt
Organism: Paralichthys olivaceus (Japanese flounder)
Lineage: Eukaryota; Metazoa; Chordata; Actinopteri; Pleuronectiformes; Paralichthyidae
Product: CUGBP Elav-like family member 2
Biological process (GO): mRNA splice site recognition; regulation of alternative mRNA splicing, via spliceosome
Cellular component (GO): nucleus; cytoplasm; ribonucleoprotein complex
Molecular function (GO): mRNA 3'-UTR binding
Source: RefSeq, a predicted model, not a curated record
UGGAUUCAGACUUUUGUUGGAGAGGCAGACCACGCCUCUGCUUUGCUGCAGCUCGCUGUGCAGAGUCACACUCGUGUCUCUGGGUUUAUUUCAGCCGGGGGACGGAGAGAGGGAGAAAUAAGGAGGAAGGAAUAAAGGCGGAUACCACCGGUGCACAUACCCACUACCACCGCCGCCUCUCAGUGGCUCUCUCAUGCAGUUUUGAGGAGGACACCCCCUCCCUCCCUGCACCUGUUCUGCCUCGUCUUCUCGCCGUCUCGCAGGAGUUGUCGAGCCGCUUGAGAGCGAGCGGAGCGCACGUCGCCUUUCAUUGUUAGACAGACGGCGUUCAGAGCAUGACUUCUGCGUUCAACAUGGAUUUCCACCCCCUGACGGAAAGUCGGUUAAUGGCUUCGAGCGAUUCGCUCAACGGCAGCAAGAUGAAUGGGUCAAUGGAGCAUUUGGACCAGCCAGACCCCGACUCCAUCAAGAUGUUUGUGGGACAGAUUCCACGCUCCUGGUCAGAAACGGAACUGAAAGAGCUUUUUGAGCCCUACGGAGCUGUGCAUCAGAUCAACAUCCUCCGUGAUCGCACCCAGAAUCCCCCUCAAAGCAAAGGAUGCUGUUUUGUAACUUUUUAUACAAGAAAGGCUGCACUGGAGGCCCAGAAUGCACUGCACAACAUAAAGACCUUAAGUGGGAUGCAUCAUCCUAUCCAGAUGAAACCUGCGGACAGUGAGAAAACAAGUGCGGUAGAAGACAGAAAACUCUUCAUCGGAAUGGUUUCAAAGAAAUACGGCGAGAACGAGAUCAGAAUGAUGUUCUCGUCUUUCGGCCAAAUCGAAGAGUGCCGAAUUCUCCGGGGACCAGAUGGUCAGAGCAGAGGCUGUGCGUUUGUCACAUUUGCUACCAGGGCAAUGGCACAGAAUGCAAUCAAAACCAUGCAUCACUCUCAGACUAUGGAGGGCUGUUCCUCACCUUUGGUAGUGAAGUUUGCCGACACACAGAGAGAUAAAGAGCAGAGGCGCCUGCAACAGCAGCUAGUACAGCAGAUUCAACAACUCAACAACGCCUCCACCUGGGGAAACCUGGCUGGCCUGGGGACCCUCACACCACAGUACCUGGCUUUGCUCCAGCAGGCCACAUCUACCAGUAAUCAAAGCAGUUUCAAUGGUAUGCAGAGACUAGGAGCAGGUGUGAAUCCCCUUCAGCUGCAGAACUUGGCCACAAUAGCUGCGGCGGCGGCCGCAGCUCAGAACUCUGGCAGCCCGACUUCCGCCAACGCCCUGUCUGCAAGCGCUGGAGCCCUGGGAGCUCUGGGCAAUCCAGCUGGUUCAACAGCAGUUUCCAGCGCUGGUGCUGCUAUGAGCACCUUGGCAUCUCUGAGCACCCUGCAGGGUCUCACUGGGACCUCUGUGGGCCUCAAUAACCUUAACGCUCUCACCAGCGGCGUCGGUGGUAUGGCGGCCAUGAACGGAGGCCUGGGAGCCUCAAUGGCCAACGGGUCAGCAGCCAGCUCCAUGGACGCUCUGACCCAGGCCUACUCAGGGAUGCAGCAGUACACCGCCUCCGCUCUGCCCUCCCUCUACAGCCAGUCCCUACUGCAGCAGAGCAUCGCUGGCAACCAGAAGGAAGUAGGGCCAGAGGGCGCCAACCUGUUCAUCUACCACCUGCCCCAGGAGUUUGGGGACCAGGAUCUCCUGCAGAUGUUCAUGCCUUUUGGAAACGUGGUCUCUGCCAAAGUCUUCAUCGACAAACAGACCAAUCUGAGCAAGUGCUUUGGGUUCGUCAGCUAUGACAAUCCUGUGUCUGCGCAGGCUGCCAUCCAGGCCAUGAAUGGUUUCCAGAUUGGAAUGAAGAGGCUGAAGGUUCAGCUGAAGCGCUCCAAGAACGACAGCAAACCCUACUGAUCCUAGCCCCGGGGCCUUACCCCCUCCCCAGCUCUAAUGCUAGCACUGCUAGGGUAAGUUCACCCUCCAGCCAAGGUCACCACAGCAGAGACUCAGUGGGGCAGGGGGUAAAGGAGCCCACUACAGGAGGGAGACUUACCCUAUUACUUAAAAAUGGUUGCAAUGAUCGUUCCACUUUUUACUGUUUCAUUCCUGCGGUUUUCUCAUGUAAUUUGAGUCUGAUUAAAUAUUUUAAUGUGUAUGAUUAUUUAUGACUAUCACUGGAGUCAGUGUUCGCUGGAGGUAUUUUGUGUCACUGUAUUUUAGUGGAGAGCAUCAGAUGUGUUUCCAUGCCAUUUCAUUGCCUUCAGGUCAAGUUUGACAGGUUGACUAAGGAUCAGUUGUUGUGUUGAAGGGCUACAGCCCCCAGGCCAUGUGGACCCCCGGGCCCAGAGCUUCAACCUGUGUUUGGCUUCUGUCUCAUUUGUGUUGUGAACAUUUCUUUCACUCUCAAUCCUUCAGUCUUUGUCUCCUUCCCUCUAUCUGUUGCUCACUCAUUCUCUCCCCUCCCUGUCGUUUCAUGUUCCAAGCCAUGUGGAGCUAGGCUACCUCUGUCUCUCUAUUAACAACCUCUUCCAGUCAUUCCAUCCAUCCUCCACGUCUCUCACAAGGGACUGGCUCUAGAUGGAUCUCUUUGGGUGCCAAGUAUACAGUUUGUGCAUGUUGGAGUCUCUGCCCAUGCGUCCCUGGUGGUGUCCCUUCCUUAAAUCUGUGUAUUGUUUUUGUGUGUCGGGAGAGAUAGGGGUGGGGUCGUUUACUGCACUGUCCUUUACUGUAUGUGGUGAUUGUUUUUGUUGGUUUUUGUGCCUCAUGGCUAAACGAUUCUUGUGCCGUGCCCCUAACUUUCUCUUCUCCCCUCUUUGUCUCCUCUCUUUCUCUCCCUCUCUCUCUCUCUCUCCCUCCCUCUCUUCCUUUCGUGUUUUUGUUCCUUUUUUUUAGAACAAAUCUCCAUGCCUGUUUGCUCAUCAUUAGCCUAGCAUGUCUUCAUGAUGUUGAAAGCCAAGCCAAACUCCUGGCCUCAUCAUCCCACCAUUGUCUGUGAUGUCUCUCUAAGCUCGCCUGACCAAUACCUGGCCACCCACUGACCCUUGACCUUAGCUCAACCUGAUUUGUUUUUUUCCUGCAUGAAUAUUUUUUGUUUUUUCUCUGUAUAGAAAUGUGAUAGAUGGGAGGGAGGUCAAGCUAAUCAAUGUGAAAACUUACCUGCGUUUAAUUCAUUUAAGAGAACUUUUUGUGUUUGAGAAUGUUUAAAAAAAAAAACAACCUGUGGGAUUCCUUUUUUUAAUUUAGCUUUUUUUUUUUCCUCUUUGUUUUUUUUAAGUUGCUUUCUUUUUACCUCUCAGUAAACUUCACUUGAAAGUUGAAUACAGGGAUUGGCACACAGCUGUGCUAUUCGGUGCCAUUAGCAAUAUGUUGGUUUAAAAAAAAAAAUUAAAAAAAAACUUCAGACAACUUUCCAACACUUUUAAAAGUCUGACCAGUAAACCCCCUCUCAGUGCUCUGUGAUGAUCUCUACAUUUUGCGAGCAGUGUGAAGAUUUACACCAAGGCUAUUUAAAAAAAUAUAUUCUUUUCAUUUGCAAAAAAUAUCCAGUGUAUUUACCUUCUUUCUUUUGAACUAUCAAUGGCACAAUAACAGGUACAUUUGCUCUGUUUAGAGAAAUGACUACCUACAUGAGUCAACUUUUUUAGAACUGAUUCACAAAUAGACAAUCUGUGGUUUAAAUGCACACUUAGAUUACCUAUAUUUUAUACCAUUGAAUCUAUAGAAGUUUAACUAACAGGACCCAGGCAAAACGUUGGGUUUUUUGUAGAUUAUGUUGUAAUGUCAUCUGUGUCGGGGGGGUUCUUCAGUGUAUUACAUUUAUAAAGAGGACUAAAUCAGUUGUAAAAUCAGUGUGACCAUUUAAGGGUCAUUUCUAGUCAAUUAAAAACACUGAGUUAAUGAUUCCUCUGCAUUAAUUGUAAUUUGAUUUUCUUGGGGCGGGGGAGUACUUUUUUUUUUAAAUAGUCACAUUUUUGAGUAUGUAGGCAAUUUUCUCCUGCAUUUAAAGAAAACUUUAAAAAAGUGUUAUUUUCCACGGUACAUCUGGUUGACUGUGAAUUUCUCGUUAAUAAUUUAAUUAAUGGAUGUUUCACUUUGGUUUAGUUCGGAUGCCUCAUGUUGAAAGAUGAUUUACAAUGUCUGUUAAUCACACAGAUGCCAGACAUGUAUUUUUUUUUUUCUUAGUUUUAUUUUGUUGAAGUGCCCAUGUGUCAAAACUCAGUGUUUUUGAUUUCACACAAACUUUUUUCAUGUAAUAUUUCCUGUUUUUUCCUAACACGCACACAUGCACACUGCGACACACAAAAACACUUUCUGUCAUUGCAAACGUGGGAGCCCCUGAAGGAAGAGAUCACCCGGACACAACAUGCGACCUGUGGGUCUCUGCACAUUUUUUUUUAGACACACACACACACUUGCUUUUUAUUUUAGUUUUUUGCUGAUUAUUCUUUUCAUGUGUAAUGUUUGAGUCAUACACCACAGUAUGCACAGCACAUUAACCACUAAACCACUAAAUCGACCACAAAAGUGUUGGUUUACAAAUACAUUCCAUUUUUUUCAGCACAAAGUUUACAAUUUUUUUUAUUGGGGGGUGGUAUUUUGUCUCUCUUACUACGAUUCUGGUAAAAUAACAACCACUUCAGUCCCUAAGGAAAGGGUUACCUAAAACUGCGUACCUGAUGGCGCUUUAGAGUUGUCAACUCAGGGGUUUUUGUGUAUGUGUGUGUGGGUGAAACUAAGACAAGAUUUUACCACACAAUGCACAAUUGUCACAUUUGUCCUUGUUUCAGUUUGGAUUUUUUUCCUCUCAAAAUACAUAAAUGUUCCAAAAAAGUAAUAGAAAGGUACCAAAUUUUAAACAGUGCUUGAGGAAAGUGUAGUUUUGUAAGGGAACGUUAAAGCACAAUUUGUGGGAGCUAAAUCACUUUUUGCAGAAUGUUGUGUGUGUGAUUAUAAUCCCAAAAAUGUCACGGUACCACUGAUUUCACUUUUGAAUAAUGGGCAUGUGCUUUUUACAGUGUGUUUUUUCUAUCCAAAUGCAAUACAAUAUUCAAAGUGCCAUAUAUACGUCUAUAGAAACUGCCUACACAUCCUUAUUAGGCCUUGGUUUAGAGAUUGCUGCAGUUUGCCGUAUCUUUUUGUCUAUUUAUGCCAGUGUCAUUAAAGCUCUUGUCACCUGCUCAUGUUCCCCCCUCGCCUCCCGCUCCUCCCCCACUCUGUGUGUUGAGUUACUGGUAAUGUGUAAUGUGAUGUACUUCAAUUUGAACAGUUGGUUUGAAGAACUUGUAGAUAAAACAAUAAACUUCCCUAUACAUUUG